Pseudonaja textilis is the source of this 4297-nucleotide messenger RNA. NCBI's taxonomy places the organism in Eukaryota, Metazoa, Chordata, Lepidosauria, Squamata, Elapidae. The record is from RefSeq and is a predicted model, not a curated record.
CCGAUGCUGAAUGCCUGAAUUUUGAUCAUGGAGAUACUGCAACGGUGUGUGAAAAACCCUCCUCGGUCGCUUUCUUCAGUCCUGUCGUAACAGUGAACCGUCCCUAAACAAACGGUAGUGAGGAAAGGACCAACCGUCAAAGGAGAUUAAAGAGUUGUUAGGCAUCAAAUUCUCCAACUGGGAACGCCCCUCAUGAGCAUCUCUUGCAGGUGGAUGGAUGGAUUGAUUGAUAGGGUCUCCUUGAACAGGGGGUUGGACUAGACCACCUCCAAGGUCCCUUCCAACUCUGCAUUCCGGGCCUCCCAAGAUGGGCUUUGUAGUUCUGAGCUCCAGGUUGUUUUGAGCAGAGGGAUGUAGGUGUGUGUGCCUUCCCCCCCCCCCCCAGCAGGUGACGCUUGAGCUGGUCAUCGUCAUCGUCCUUCCUCCCCAAGGAGCUCAGAAAACUUCCAUCAUCUCUGGAUGUUGUGAUGGAGAACUACGAGCUGGUGACCUCCCUUGGCUAUCCUGUUCUCAAACCAGAUCUUCUGUCUCGGAUUGAGCGGGUUGGAGAGCCGUGCGUGGGCGACCAGCUGGAUUCCACUCGCGGGAUUCCCACCAAUCCAUGUCCAGGUUACCGUUUCUUCAAACCCGAGAGCCUGUCUUGGAUUGAACGGUGGGAGGAACUCGGGGUCACUGACAGUCAGAAGUUGGAGGAAGGCAAACUCUGCACUGGUGCCUGCCAAGCUGCCGGACGGAGCAAAGCCAUCAAGGAAGAAGAGGGCGGCCAGAAGAGGGCCAGUUUCGUGGCCAGCUUGGAACGCUACCAGCUCUUCCCCGAAAGUUCCCGGGCGGGUCUCUUCCUGGCCCCCAACCCUGGGCAGCUGAGACCCCAGCCCCGGGUCAAGAAGGAGGAAGCGGCCUCCUGCAAGCCCAGCCUGAGUGGCCCUGGACGCCCCUCCCAAGGCCUGGGCUCGGGCCCCUUCACAUGCGUGGUGUGCGGCAAGUGCUUCCGGCAGAAGCAAGGGCUGAUCACGCAUGGGCGCAUCCACACCGGCGAGAAGCCCUACCCAUGCCUGGAGUGCGGCAAGCGCUUCCGCCAACGCCCCAACCUGCUGACCCACCAGCGGGUCCACACCGGCGAGCGGCCCUUUCCCUGCCUGCGCUGCGGCAAGCGCUUCAGCCAGAAGGCCAACCUGGCAGCCCACCAGCGCACCCACGCCGUGCAGGAGGGGCUAGUUGCCCCUGAGCCCAAGGUGCUGUUGCCACGGGGCAGCCGCUCGACGGAGAAGCCCUUUCCCUGCAGUGUCUGCGGGAAGAGCUUCAGCCAGCGGCCCAACCUCAUCACUCACCAGCGCAUCCACACCGGUGAGAAGCCCUUCUCCUGCACCGAGUGUGGGAAGCGCUUCAACCAGCGGGCCAACCUCAUCACCCACCGGCGCAUCCACUCGGGGGAGCGGCCCUUCCCCUGUGCUACCUGUGGGCGGCGCUUCAGCCAGAAGGGCAACCUGGCGGCCCACCAGCGCACGCACUCGCAGCAGCGGCCCCAUGCCUGCUCCUCCUGCCCCAAGCGCUUCAAGGGGGAGUCAGCGCUGCGGGCGCACCAGCGUACCCAUCGGCAGGUGCUGGGGGCUGAUCCACUGACUAGCACCCUCCUGGCUGCGCCGACGCUACAGCAAGCCCUCCCGGGGGACCCCGCUUUGGUGGCGCAGCGAGCCACGCCAGCCCUUCGUCCGGAUCUUCCCGGAGAUCCUUCCCCCAGCAUCCACCGCCCGGCCCCGUCCGCCCAACAUGGGGCCCCUCAUGGGCAGAAUCUUCCUGUGGACCCGCCUCCCCCCAGCCAACAUGCGGCCGGCCCCUCAGGGCACCUCCAAGGGGUGGCCCCUGGCCUGGAGCAAGGCCCAAAACUGAGCACCCCUCCCGCCCUCCUGGAUCCCCAUGUGGAGAUGCUCCAUUGCCAACACCGGCUGGGCCUGCCGCAGCUGCCCAGCUCCAGCACCCACUCAGUCGUGCCCCUGGGGCAACCCCCGCUUGUCACCGCCAAGCCCAAGGGUUUGUCAGCUGCCCCUCGGCCCACCGCCCCCAUGGAAGCCCCAAGUGAGAUGCUUCACUGCCUCUGCCAUGCUGGUCGGGCCUCCUUGGUCAUUCCGCACCCGCCUCAUCUGAGGCAGCUUCAGCCCGGUGCCCGUGACGCCCCCGGCCGUGCCUGGCUGGGCCUCCCCUGCCCAACACGCACCCUUCAACUCCAGCAGGGUGGGCAGGCGCACCCAACUGCCCCUAAUCCCAGACUAUGUUCGAUUCCCGAUUCUUUGCGGUAACUUCCCCUGCAUGGGGCAAGCACUGAUGGGCCAGGACUGGACUCCCCAUGGAUCUCCUUCCCCACCCUCCUGGCAGUGCCCCCUGGUGCCGACCUGUGGGGUAUAUGCAUGUAUCCUGGACUUGGAAGCCCCCAUCUGCCACCCCUCCUGCUCUACGGAAGCAUGCAGACUCUCUUUCGAUCUAACCCACCUGUCUCAAGAAGCAAUCCAUCCUUCCAACAAGGGCACUCUUUCUCCCCCACCCUUCAAAAAAAGUGUCAACAUGGCAGGAGGACCAAAGACGUGCCCACCCCUUGUCUUACCACCAAGCCCCCCCUUCCCCCAAAUCUCCCUGGACGCCCCUCAUCUACUCCCAAACGACGGAAGGAAAGACUCAGAACUUGGCAGCAGUCCAAACGUUGAAGAUGGAAGAGCACCCCCCCCUUUUUUUUGGAAACUUGACUGAGGGCGGCACCCUUCAAUAAACCCCGGUUGGGUGGGGGGGGGGCAGUGCCUCAUACAUGGCUCUCACCACAUCCCCGCACAGUGCGCUGGCCCUCAGGGCUUUGCAUUCCCCACCUCGUGUUUUCCUAUGAAAGGAAAAAAAAUUGAAAGAACUCAUUCCAGAAAUGUACUGUUGGCAUCGCACCACCAUGGCAAUGCGAACCAGGUGGCUGAACUCUUUGCCGGCCAGGGGAGGUCCGGCUUCGUGCCAAUCUGAGCAGGUUGGUCGGCUCCUCGUACAGGUCCAUUGCAGUGAUGCAGAACUUUUAGGGGAGCGGGGAGGGAUUUGUAUUGGAAGACAUUGGGGAGGGGACCCUGCCUGGCAUUCAGCUCUGAGAAGUAUAAUCAGCCCCCAGGUCAGAAAAGCCACAUUUAUUCCUCUCCCACUCCCCACAAAGCCCGCCUCUUUUCCCAACAGCUGUGACUACAAUGGUCUGAUGCUUUCAGGGGACUGACACCAAAGAAGUUGGAUUGCGGUGGGGCUGGGAGAUGGGUGGGGUGGGGUCCUUGCAGAAGGAGAGAGGAGGCCCCAGAAUGAACAAGAAGCACUUUAGAACGACCCGAUGGCCUGUCAGCCCCUGGAUUUGGCUCCCCUCCCCUCCUGCAUGGGACCAAGCCCUGACAGAGCUGCUGGAAGGGAGAAAACUGAAUUUGGGGGUGGUGGGGGUGGGUGGGUGGGUCUGUGCCUUAAGCUGAAAAGCCUUCCCGGAGCAAAGACGGUCAAACGUUCCAAGGCAAGCACGUUGAGGGUCCAGGCUUAGGACAGGGUGGAAGGAGGAAUGGUUGAUGGCCUCCUCUCCUGCUGAAGUCUGCAAAGGAUGAAAAGCAGGGGUGGUAGGAUGACUCAGCUCCCCCUCCCCUAUCGCAGCUCCUCUGGGCAUCUGACACCCAUUGAGCUAGGCUGAUUUCGGGGGCCCAGAGGUGGCACGAAUUGUAUCUGGGCAACGGGGCAGAGGUCUCAACACCGAUGGGUGUGUUGAGCGCACAAACGGUGUGCAAGAACCUGUCGCUGGGGUGCGGAUCCAUGAAGAGGCACACAAACCGUGCAUGGGUCGGAUGCGGGGUGGUGGGUUGUCGGGAAAUUUGAUUGGCACAAGCAGGUUGCCCGUAGUCUGCAGCCCGGUCAAUGGAGGGUGCCUCCCACCAGCAGCUGUUGAAGAAUCCAGCCCUCCAACUAUUAGUCUCCUUCCUUGGCUGUUUCCCAGCGUGCUUUGAGGGGUACAUUCUAACUAAGUCCUAACCCCGAGAUAAAACCACCUGGGUGUUGGGUGGAAACCAUCCCCCCCUUUUUUUAAGCUGGUGAAAUUCAGCCAUGCCACUUUGGAGGCAUGUUGAGAGCUUGGCCCAUCACAGAGGAACAGAUGAGCUCACCCCACCCCUCCAAAAAAGAAAACAGGAGUGAAAGAAUUGUGGUCUAACUUUUGUUUAAAGUCAAGUCGGCCAGAGCUGGGGGCAAUUUGCUCCUCAUUUCCCCAGUUUAAGGCAGUACUGUCUGCUCUUGUAUGGAUAGUUUGGCCAGU